Messenger RNA from Gigantopelta aegis, 12715 nucleotides. Its product is annotated as probable helicase with zinc finger domain. Gene Ontology annotation, molecular function: helicase activity; metal ion binding; protein binding. The record is from RefSeq and is a predicted model, not a curated record. Bases 155 to 5272 code for a protein of 1705 amino acids. Gene Ontology annotation, biological process: regulatory ncRNA-mediated post-transcriptional gene silencing. Lineage: Eukaryota; Metazoa; Mollusca; Gastropoda; Neomphalida; Peltospiridae. The transcript is spliced from 24 exons. Gene Ontology annotation, cellular component: cytosol; P granule.
CAAUAAACAACAGGAAGUUGUAACAGAUGAUUGCAACCAACACAGAACAUAAAAACGAAAAUUAUAUAUUUCAUCAGCACAUGUAAAUAUGUGCUGAUGUAAGGCCUAUGUUGUCUGCUUCGUGACACUAGACCAAUGCGUCAUGUGAUUGGUGAUGGAUGACGGUGCCUCGGAUGUUCUGGACAACAAUGCUGGAAAUGACACAUCUACCUGUAUGACAUCAUAUGACAGGCCAUCAGGUGUCGAGGGCAGGGCAGAAGAGGAUGAUGGUCUGUACAGUCGAACAAAGGGUAUCAAAGGCAAGUCAGAAAGUGCACCAGAUGGAACAUCCACUGCUGACGCCAUCAGUAGCAUCACAGCUUUGAUCAAACAGAGACAGUACUCGGAGGCACUAGAUGUAUGUGAACAAGCUCUUCAAAAAACACCUCAUAAUGAAAAACUACUGGAAAAGAAGAUUAAAGUUUUCUGUCACCUGGGACAUUUCCAAGAAGCAUUUGACCUAGCCAGUGAAUGGGAAAAGAAAGUACCACAGCAUCCCAUAGCACUAAAGGAGCUGAACCGGUUGAAGAUAGUUCUAGCAGCACUGCAGGAUCAGGAUUCUGAAGAUGAAUCUCCCAGUACCCCAGAACUACCUUUGACUCAUAAUGGUAACGAUAACAUAACUAAUAAAACAACAACACCUGAAAAUAGCAAGGCAGAAGACAGAAUAGCAGAGCCAGCAUUGCCUAAAGCCACUAACAUUGUCUUAAGUUUGCCAGCUCAGCCAAGUUCAAAGAAGCAGAGUAAUCUAGAAAACAUCAGUUUUGACUGCACUUUCUGCAACUUAAAAUUUGAGAAGCAAAGAGAACUCGAGAAGCACUGUCGCAGUGAACUUCACAAAAAAAAGUUGACAUCAGAUGAAGGACAAGACUGGAAGUUCCGUGCCCCACCACGUGGCCUCAACAAUGAUGAAUACAUUCUUUGUCACAGAUACUCGGAAACAGGGCGUUGUCCAUUUGGUGAAAAAUGUACGCAAGCUCAUUCUGAAGAGGAGCUUGGUGAAUGGCGUGAGAGGUUCAAGUUCCGAAAACAACAACUGCAGAGGGCAAAGGACAGUCAUCUCCAUGGCAACACCUACACAGAGCAGUUGCUGGAAAGAUUGGUUAACACGGAAAGUCCAAAGGCUGUGCUGGUUCAGAAUCUUGAUUUUGUAAAGCUUCAUGUGAACUCCGACCUCAAAGUAAAUAUGACCCACAAGAAAUGUACCAAUGCCUGGACGUUUACGGUCACUUCCAAGAUUUGUCUACACAGCGUUGCAUUAUUAGACGAUACAAACCGGAGCUACUUUUAUGUCUCAAGUAUUUCUGUGGGACCGAAGAAGACACAAAAAUAUCAGAAUUUAGAGAACCAGUGUCAGGAAUGGAUAAACCAAGAUACACAUGCAAAGGGACAUGGUGAAUAUGUCUACAGAAUUAAGGUGGUUUUCAAGACAGACCUUUACGGAACCUUUCGGCAGACAAUUGUCUUUGACUUCAGUGUUGAGGCUGUACUGACGCGUGAAAUGCAAGUGGAGUCUUCACCAGUUGUAGAUGCUGAAGACCUCUCCAAAUUUCUCAUUCUAACAGAAGCUAAAAAGUGGAGUGAGGACAAAGUGGAAAUUGUUUCUUUUCAGCCCAGAUCCACUCCAGUCAACUCCACAGAAAAGCAUUUACUGGAAAAGUACAAACUGCCACAGCCAGACAAGUUUACACUGUCAGAUACCAUCAUGCAGUCAGUGAGUAAAGACAACUACAGACUGUGGAUGCAUGAGAUGAUGUACCUGGAGGAAAUGGCUCAGAUAGGAUUUAUUCAGAGGUACAACAUUCGAACAUCCCUUCAGCUGGUAAACCGAUUUCUGUUGAUGCCUGGUGCAAUGUCUACUGCUAAGUUUGCUCAUGAUGGCCAACUGUUUGCACGGAUGAAGUUGGAGGAUAAUUUAUCACAAGACUCGAUGGGUGGUCGACUUAUUCUUCUCAAUGCACAGACUGCAUGGAUUGCUGCAGACAGUCAUGAUCUGGAAAAGAAAGAAGCAAAACCAGAUAAAGCUUAUGAAGUGGUCAUUGAAGACAAAGGCAAGAACUUCAUAUUUCUGAGAGUCUCAGCCCAGUGUGUAAAGGAACUUGGUCUUACGUGUGACGAAGAAUUCAAAGCACAGGUUCAGUUUCAGCUGAAUCGUCUGUCAAAGUGUGAGAUGCACUCUGCUGUGGACAAACUUUCCACACUGGACAUUGUUUUCCCGGACAUAGACAAAAUUCCAUCCAUAUCCUUCACUGACAGAGACCCGAAUGAAGACUUGGACAGCAAACUGAAUGUCAAACAGAAGGAAGCCAUCAUGGGUGUCCUCACAGAUCUUGAUGUACAGUUACCUCCCUUGUUGAUUGUUGGACCUUUUGGGACGGGCAAGACUUUCACAAUGGCCCAGGCAGCUAGGCAGGUGGUCCGGCAGCACAAAGAGGCAAGGAUUCUCAUCUGUACACUCUCGAACAGUGCUGCUGAUCUGUAUAUUGGAGAAUUUUUUCAUCGAUUAGUCAAAGACGGUAAUGAGGACAUGCGACCACUGAGGGUGUAUUACAUGUACCGCUGGGUUCAGACUGUGCCGGAGGUCGUGCUCGAGUACACUCUGUACCAGACCUCAGGCGACCAUGCUGGGACCUUCCGGUACCCAAACCUCGAGGACCUUGACAAACACCGGAUAGUGAUCACAACUUUGAGUACUGCUCGUACCAUCAGUGACUUGGACCUCCCUAAAGAUUACUUCACACACAUCUUCAUUGACGAGGCAGCCCAGGCUCUGGAGAUUGAAGUGCUCAUUCCCCUGUCUCUGGCUGGAAAAAAGACGCGGAUAGUGUUAGCUGGAGACCACAUGCAGCUCAGCCCUGAACUGUACUCGGACUUCACCCGGCAGCAAGGUUUCCAGAUGACUCUUCUCGAACGUUUGUACGAGUACUACCCACCCGACUGCCCUUGUAAGGUGAUGUUGUGCGAGAACUAUCGCUCUCACUCGGCCAUAGUGGAAUUCACAUCAGAGCUGUUCUACGACAACAAACUGAUCACCAGCGGAAACCUGACUGCACAUAGCAGCAUUUAUCCUCUCACGUUCUACAUGGCCAAGGGAGAGGAAAUACAGCAUCAGAACAGUACAGGCUUUUUCAACAACUCAGAGGUUUAUGAAAUUGUGGAACGAGUGGAAGAACUUCAGAGGAAAUGGCCUGACGACUGGGGACCUCUAGAAGACAACAGUAUUGGUGUACUAGCUCCAUACACGGAUCAAGUUCAGAGGAUUCGUGCUGAAAUGAGAAAGAAGAAAAUGUUCAACGUGGCUGUAGAAAGAGUCCUGAAUGUUCAAGGAAAGCAGUAUCGUGCAAUUGUGCUGAGCACUGUGCGUACGAGACACACCUGCCGGUCUGACACGAGCGAGGAGGAUAUCAUGGACUAUGGCUUCCUGUCCAACGUCAAGUUGCUCAACACCGCCAUCACCCGCGCUCAGUCUCUCGUCAUGGUCGUUGGAGACCCAGUGUCCUUGUGUCUGGUUGGAAAAUGUCGAAAGGUGUGGGAGUAUUUUAUAGAGAUUUGCAGUCAGAACAGCAGUUUCCACGGCCUCACCUGGAGUCAGCUACGCUCACAGCUUGAGAGUGCGGAGAUGGCCAAGACGUAUGUGCUAAAUCCACUGGCCCCCGAGUUUGUUCCAAACAGGCUGUUCCAUGUGACAAUUGGUGAAGCUGAGAACUUUAUGCAAAAUCAGCAGUCGUUUGCCCAUUCCUCAUCACAGCAACAUCAUGGUGCCCAUCAUCCAGCAGCAGCAGCAGCUUAUGGUUCUCCAUUAGUGACUCCGAUGUGCCCUCAGCCAUUUGUACCUUACUACUCUCUACCAUUCUAUCAUGGACACGGAUAUUAUGGUCCAAUGAUGUGCCGACCUGUUGUUCCUCGCAGACAGAAUAGUCCGGUUAGCAGCAGAACGGUAUCGCCUAAACCUUCAUCACAGCCCGUGUCAUCUGUUGGACCAAAACUGCGAAUCAAUGGGGUGAAGCCAAGCAUUGAGCCAUUUAUUGAAGCGUCUCCCCUUUCUAGCCCGGGAGCUGUGCCUGUCCGAGCUAUUUACAAACAGUCCAAAGGUCGUGUGAUGAUGAUACCCCCGAGAAUGCCCAUGCCCUACCCUCCAUACUAUCCCAUGAUGCCUCCAUAUCUGUACAUGCCAGAGGACCCGAGGUACAGCAUGCAACCUCAUCCGUACAUCUUUCAUGGACCACGACUACCAUAUCCACCAGUGUAUCCAUACCCAACUCAUCUGCCUUCAGGCCCAGAACAUCCUCACCAUUCGGGAUCUGUUCGUCGUGCAAGUAACUCGCCAGAAAUUCCUGUAGAAAGGAUCCGACCGUCAGUGGCAGGACAGCCGAUCCGACUGAUGCCUGGUGUUGUGCAUGUUCCUCCACACUUGUUUCAGAAAGGUUCUCCAGAUUCUGAUCGAGGAUCCUCUUAUUCCUCUUCCCCAGCCAUCAGUCCGCCAUCUGCGCCACAGAGAGAUACUGAAAGAGAGGGCACUCCUGAACGACAUGCAACUCCCACCGAGUUGAGAUCAACUCCCACUGAGAUGAGAGGAACCCCUGUAGAAAGAAUAGAACCGCCUGUGGAACGAAUAUCAACUCCCAUAGAGAGACGUGGAACUCCUGUGUCUGAACGACCCUACAGUCCAGCAAACUACACUUCAGAGAAAAUGUCAAGACAUGUCACAAACAGAGAUGGUGCAGAGGAUGUGUUGAGAGACAAAGUGAAUAGGAAGCACAGACCUGGUCAAGGAAAUCUCAAGUUGAAUACAGGAUUCAGUAGACAGUUUAGCGAUGAUCUGCCAACACCUACAGAAAUUGUCGAUCUUGUACGAAUGAUUGAGGAAAGCAUUGAAGAAACAAAUGAAGAUGCUGAUUCAGCUGAAUGUGCUCCAAUGAGGAUCGAGAUCAAAACUAAUGGACCUGCUAAUCAGAAGCACAGGGAACAAAUAGCCAGAUGCUCUUCUGAAUCUCCAUCGUCAGAUCGGAAUGGAGAGAAGUUAUCUUACGCUGGGGUGUUGAGGAAACACUCAUUGCCUGAUCCUCCAACUUCUUUAGACAGUGGCAGCAUUGAGGAACAGAUUGUUGACUAUGAGCAACACACGCCUAGGACUCCAUCAGGUUUCGUUACUCCGGGGGUCGACAUAGACAUGGAUCCAUUUGGCAUCCUUAAAAGCUUAAACAUUGAGGCACCUUCUCAUCACGUUCAGUAAACAUGGGACCACAGCAUUUGUUAUUAAGCAUUUUAUAGAUUAGGUCCUCCUAUGAACAGACCUAGAUUCAUGUAUACACACUUUAUUGUACAAUUGGAAAUCAUAUCCUAUCCUAUUUGGAUAGAAUAAAUGUUAUUACAUAAGGUCAUACUUUUUAUAAAUAUUUUUUUUUUUAUUCAUUUUCAUAAAUAUUUCGUUUUCUGAAACAACUCACAUCCUCGCUUCCCAUGCCUUCCCUUUGUAAAAGGUUAUACAAUAUUACCAGUAAUAAUAAAGAAGACAUUUUUUACAUUUAAAAUCCCCAAACAUUUUGCUCCUGCCAAAAGCAGUUCUUCACAUGACAAAGUUACAGAUAUGAACUGUUAAAUAAAAAAAAAAUAGGUUGAAUUUUUGUCUGGUAUAAUUAAAAGCAGUUACUGAAGUGUGUAUACAUUAGUAUUUUUCUCAUAUUUACUUUAAUUUCCACAUUGCGGUAUUUUAUAUAAAGACUUAAUAUUUUAAAGUACUUGUAGUAUAUAUAAUGGCAACAAAUUUUCUGACCUUCCUACUUUGUUUUUCAAACAUAUUCUCUCAACAUUAUUUUCAUUUGUAGCAGAUUCAAAUUGAAUGAAAAAUCAUUUCACUUUCUUUUUAAAUUACAUGAAUGAUAAAUACUACUUUCAGGGCAGUUGUAUAUUUUCAAAAUACAUUUACUUAAACAUUUAAAAUCUCAGAUUUAAAAAAAUAAAUAAAUGGCAAUAUCAUAGCUGUAUUAUAGUUCAUAAAAUUCUUUGUUGUCUGCACUUAUUUGAUGCACAUUCGGCACUGUGUUCAUUUAUGUGUAUAUUUAUUAGUAUGUUUGAAAGGUUAGACGUGAAUUAUGUGUAACAUUUAUUUGUUGGUAUAUUAGUAGCUUUGAGAAGUUAAAUGUAAAUUAUGUGUAACACUUUUUAAUUGAUAUGUAUUUUGUUACUCUGGUUUUGUUAUAUAUAUUUUCUGAAAAUAUAUUUAAUUGUUAAAGAAACAUAUAAGAUGUGAAGUGGUUUCUUCUUCUUUUUCUGAACAUUUCAAGAUCUGGUUUACAAAAACAAAAUCCCAAAAGACAUAGUUAACUGUAUUUUCACGAUUUGCAGUUUGAUUUCACAUGCUGAAUAAAUCCUAGACCUAUAGGUCCUAGACCAAUGAAAUCUGGUUCAUAAAUGCAUCUUUGAAUGUUCAUAUUGAUGCAUGUUAAAAAUAUAUUUUUAAAAAUAUACAUUGUAUUAAAUGUAAAUUUUUAAUUAUAAUUCUUUGCAAUUAGCUAAAUGUAUUUGUUUAAAUUCAAUCGGAUUAAAGGUGCUGUCUUAAAGUGGCAUAACGUCAAAUUCACUUAUUAUUUAUUAAUUUUUGAUUUAAAAAUGUAAUAUUAUACCUUCAACUAUAUGCCCAUUAAAAAUUACAAUCAAAUAAUUUAAUUUACACCCCCCCCCCCCCCCCGAAAAAAACAAAACCAAAAACCCCAACCCCAACAAAAAAACCCAAAAAAAAACGACUCCAACUUUUAUUGGAUAAUUUUAAGAGGAAUACCAACGGAAUCGGACGUGUUAACAGUCAGUGUGCCAGGUUUUGUGGAUUUUCCAAUUUAACAAGACUUGUUGCAAUGUUAUAAGACAGGAAUCCGAUUGUACUGAAUACGACUGUUUAUAAGCACAUUUCAAUUUCAAUAUUUCAGUUGUUUAUGUAACGUUUAUAUUUGGGAUUGGUGAAUUUGUAGUUAGUCACAUAUAAAUGUAAAAGUAGCAAAAUAUGACCCCUGUAACUAAUAUACUGUAACUUUAAUAAUGAAUAUCCCAUCACAAAUUUCUUUUAUAAAAUUAAUAAAAAAAUUAAGUUUAAUUGAUAAUUUUUUGAGAUGAAUAUAUGGGUACAGCUAUGAGUGACACCUAGUCAGUUAUAUGAGAGGCAAGACCGUUAAUUCUACAGAAUUGUCGGUCUUUGCCAGGAAACGUUAGUAAUAACUCCCACCUGCUCCACUCUCACCUGGUAAGGUUCAGGAGAACAGUCUUUUUUUGCUCAUGGCGAAGACUGGAAUUAUUGUCCUUAUAGUAAAUUUUAACUAAUUACAGGGAUGUGAGAGCUAUGUGAAAACGCGUAAAUGCAUUUUUCCAUUUCGUCGAAAAAAACAAAAACAUGAUGUUCAAUACUGUUGACCACACAAGGUUCAUUUGCCUGUUAAUAUAUUAGCCUGUUAAGUUGUACACUAUAAAAACAGUUGCGACAAGACUUGUUUUAUUAAAGUAGUUGAAUGUAUAUUUAAACAAAAAAGUGAAUUUAUUAAAACCAUAGUCAUGUGCACAUUUUGCAUUUAUUUUAGUAAAUGAUGUUACAGGAUGGGAAUGUAUGAAUGCAGCUUUAAUGUGGAGUUGUAAUCACAUUUAAUCAAGAUUUGGUAUUCCUGUCAUUGAAGUGUGGCCAUUUCAUAUUUAUGCAAAAAUAUCUACUGUUUAUACAACUAUAAAUGUUAUAACCAUUAUAGUCUUGGAUAUAUGAAAGUAAUUUUUUUUCAGAUUUUUGUGUUCCAGAUAAAUUUCUAUUGUGAUAUUAAUUGAUGCAUUGUUACACAUGUAUGUACUGUAUUAAUUGUUUGAUGGGUUGAGGAGGUGGUGUGUUUUUUGAUGGGUUGUUGGUGUUGUUUGGGGUUUUUGGGGGGGAGGGGCAGUAAUUAGCUGGAGAAAAUUAAUUGUUUAAAAUCUAGUACUAAUGGUGAUAAUGUGAUUUGAAUAUACUAGUACCUACAUAUUGGGCCAAGGGAAAAACCACAAUCUCCUAAUAGUGUUUUGAAUAGCCAUUCUUUACCUGUCACUAUGAGGACAGGAAAUCAUUAUAAAAUUAAUAAACAGUAACCCAGAGUUAUACAAGAAACAGAUAGUUCAAAAUAUAUUAUUUUAGAUUGUUGAUAGCAAAACAUGGCAAAAGACUAUAAGAAAAUGUUCUCACUUUUAUUAAAGAUUAAUGAUAUUGUGUUGGGAAGUGCGUAUAAGAACGGUGUACUUUGGGGGGGGGGGGGGGGGGGGGGAGCAGUCUCUUACUUUGAAACAUAAUAAGAACCCUGGUGAGAAUGUUUUAACCUUUCUGUUAUUGUCAGCAUAUUUGUAAGAAAAAUAUUUUCACUGGAAUACAUUUUAUGAUGUGCAUCAGUGACCACAGACAAGUUAUUUUUUUUACAAACUCCCUUGUCUACAUAUGAUCCUUUUACUGUGAAUCUUGUCAGAACAAAAGAAAGUUAUGUAAAUGUGUUCAAUUCUUGCUUGUGCACAUACACACCGUAAAACACAGUAAAACAGUGAACAGGCAACGUGUAGUUGGUCACCAUUAGAUGCAGUUGCCAUUAGUAGUCCGGAUUAGAUGCAGUUCUGCUUGAUGGCUGUAUUACUCCUGGGACACAACCAGCUGGAACUAUAGAGCCACACACUGCUGUUAUUACCAUAGAAACAUAUUUAUGUCAAAUUAUUUGUUAACCUAGCCAUUAUGUAGACUGUACUAUGCUUUUAUAAGUGGUAUAUUGUUCACGACUCAAAAAAUUGAGGAAAACAAGAGGCAAUUGCCACUCAAAAUAUACAACAUGCUUUCUGAUAAUCAUUUUCACAUGCAGCUUUUGCUUUCCAUCUAAAAGUAUUAGAGAGCUAUUCAGCUUAUGAAAUUAGUUCUAACUGUGUCGAUAUUAGGAUGACCAAUUUUUAAAUUGGCCUUAAAAAUUGUGUUUCAGGGAACAUGCUGAAAUAUGUUUAGGUAGGGUAGGUCGGCUGGGUUUUUAAAAUAAUAUUUUUUUAUAGCUUCAUUAAUCCCGGCAGAUCCAGUUAUAAGAAAAGAAGUUAUGUAUGCACUCUUUUCGCCUAUAUAUUAAUGAAAAAUUGAAAACGAGAUACAAUACAUAGCAAAACAAAUUAUGGUCAACCCUUUUUUCUGGGUAAGGUCGGAUUCCUGAAAACACACAAAUUUUAAAAAAUAGAAGCACAAAGGAAAAGAAAUGUAAAUGAUUUGUAAAGUUACAUAAAGUUCGACCAAAGUUUAUAUCAGUCUAGAACUGUUUGUCAGUUUCUAGUAUUUGUUUCCAGAUUAAAAAGUUAAAAGCAGAUAUUACUUUCCAUUCCACAAAAUGGAUUUGAAGCUUUUUUACAUUACAGAAUCAAUAAAACGGUCCUGAAUUGUACCAUAUUAGUCUUGUUAUAGUAUCAAACACUGAAACACAUAGAGCCAUAUCUUAGUACUAUAUUAUGCCACAUGCCAGUGACAUUUAGACCAUUUUUGCUAGUUGUAUGCUGGAAACAUGUUACUGCUUCUGUAAUAAGAUUAGUAUUUGUAAUAUGUAAAUAUACAACAUAAAUACAAGGAUGAAACUAGAAUAAUAUUUGACGGUGUAAUGAGAGCUUAGAUAAGAUUAGCCUAGCCAUUAUGUAGAUUAUACUACACUAGUGUAAGCGGUAUAUUACUCCAGGCUUGAAAUUGUAUAGCAAUAUAUUGUUUAGCACCAGUGCCAAGAACAUCCAGUGCCUAAUUCUAAUAUAAGUAAACACUUCAAAUUGCUUGUGUGCAGGAGAGCAUAAUUUAGGUCAACAUUAACAAUACACAAUCAUAGUAAAAUAUAUGUAGAUUCAAUUUGUGAUGUUUUUCAUUAAUGUUUUGUUUCUUGAAUUGAAAUGCAAAAGAUAGUCUGUUACAAGAACAGGUUUGGCAGUGGAAUGUGACAGUUUGGCAGUGGAAUGUGACAAUGUGGAAUGACUUCUAAUAGUUAUGAGCCAAAUUUACGAAGCCUGUUUUUUCUUAAAUGCAUGUGUUUAAACAUUAUAAAUGUAGGUAGUUACAUGCGUGUAAGACAUAAACAGGCUUUGUAAAUUCAGCCCUAUAUUUUUAGUUUACUGAAAACUUAUCUACCACAAAUUAAAAUGCGAUUUAUAAAAUUAUAAAGCUUUAAGAGUUGUUAGAACCUAUUUUAUGAACUUGAAUGUAAAAUAUAAUAACAAAUUGAAAGGUGAUUUAUGAAAUUAAAAGGCUGUAAGAGUUACUAGAACUGAGAACUUACAAUAACAGACUUGUUAAAAAGGUGAUUGCAGCCAUUACUAGAUUUCAUAACUUCUGAAAUUGAGAAAUGUGAAGAAAAUAUACCCAUUGUGGAAUAUUUUCAAAAUAUAUUUAUUUCAUUAUGAUGAAAUCUUUGGAAUAAAUAACUAUAAAUUUUUAGGUUUCACCAGGGAUUUUAUACACUCAUAAAAAAAAAAGUCAGGGUUUGUUUAGUUUUUUUCUGUAUUAUUCAUUUCAUACAUUUUGUUUGUGAGUGGUAGUUACAUUGCAUGCAUUGGAAGGGUGGGUGGGUGUAAAUUUGCAUAUGAUGAAUUUAAUUUAUGUCAGUUAUGAAAUAUGUUUGCAUUGGGAUUUGUCUAGACUGAACAGUGACAAAGUCCUGGAUUUUACAGCAAUCAUUAUAUGGUUAGAAGUAGAUGUACCAUUUAUGUAUCAUCAGAAUACUGAAGAGUAUAUACUAUUGUUACUUCAGAUUAAGGCUUGCUUGCCAUAAACGUGAUUCUGUGUACAGAAAUGUCCUUUUUCAUAUCUGUGUUUUCACAAGCGGAUUGGGUCACAUGUCGAAGUGUAUCUUAGUUCAAAAGUAAACACUUCAUGUUACGAUGGUCACCGUUCUGAAAAACUUAUGCAAAAACAAAUCGCUCAUUAAUUGACUUUUUUUUUUACUUCUCCAGCAUUCUGAAUGCCUGUGCGUGGAAUCGUGUAUAUGAAAUAGGUACUAUGUAAUUGUAUAUGCAUUAUAUUGAUAAAUUUGUGCACGGAAAUGCAUUGAUGGGAAGCAGGCCUAGUAUUUGCGAACAGAUCCCCUGAACAUCGGGAGUCCAAAUCUGACAAAAGCUCAACACAGUCUGUACAUUGUACAGUUAGUGAGUAGGUCUGUAGGGAUAGAUCGUUCCAGACUGCUUUGUGUUGUUUGAGGUGUAUAAUACAAGACAGCAGAUCACAUUUGUUAUGUAUGAAGCACUGUGUAAUAAGAUCUUAUACAUGUAAGUAUGUAAAAUAUUUUGGUUUGUUUGUUAUAUUUAAAUAUAUUUUUUCUUUGCUGUGUUUUUUUUUGUGGUGUGGCAGCCAUUUUUCUGGCCCAUCUGCUGAGAGCAAGUCACAUGAUUCUGGUGUCAGAAGUACAGUAGAAAACAAAGCUCUUGCUUGUGGUCUAAAGGUAUUAGCAUGCAGGAAAAUCAGAAUAGUCUGUAUAAAAGUUAGUUAAAAUAACUUACUACUCUAAUAAAUAAAAGCCCACAAUUUUUUUUCUCUCUUGCAUGUUACAUUUGCCAGUUGAGUUUUCAGUAUGUUUUACUGAAGAGAAGAGUGGAUGACGGGCUCUAUUCAUGGAUGGCGAUUGCUAGCAGAUGAAUGGUGGCAGCUGGGGUUUGCCAUUCACCUUCUUCUUUUUUGGUGUCAUCUGGCAGACUGUAAAUGUCAAUAAGGGACAUUCCAGUUGUGUCUCCCCUCCUCCCCCAAUCUCCUAACUUUACAGGCCUGAACAUUUAAAAUGUUUUACCAUCUCCGUGAGUAACUGGAAAGUCUUGGCAUUGAAUCACUCCUUCCAUCAUGGAGACUUCAACUAGUGAAUGUAACAUGCAUGAGAAUAGUGUAUUGUAGUCAUAUAUAUCCAAGUACAAGCAUUAUUGAACACCUUUCGGAAUUCAAUAUUGCCUGGUAUGUGUUGUCCUGUCAGAGGGUGCAAUAAAAGAUCCCUUGCUAUUAAUGUAGUGGGUUUCUUCUUUAAGACUACGUCAAAGUGACCAAAUGUUUGAUAUCCAAUAGCCAAUGAUUAAUAAAUCUGUUCUCUAGAUGUGUCAUGAAACAAAACAAAUUUUAACUUUUUUAUCAACUAGUGAAUGUAACAGGCAAGAGAAUAUAUUGUAGUCAUUCAUAUAUAUAUAUAUUAUAUAUAUUAUCUGUCUAUCUAUAGUCUGUCCCAUUCUACAAAAAAGUUUUUUUUAUAAAUGUUUGGUUUGACAUUAAAAGAAAAGUAAGUGUUUUGGAAAUAACCAAAAAAUACGAACUAUUUUUGUGUGCAAUUUAGAACAGUCGGCUUAGAAAUAAAUAACUUGUAGUAAAUUUCAUAGUAUGAAAGAAAAAACAAAGUUCCGUGAGAGUGACUGUAAGUACAAGCAUUAUUAGACACCUGUCAGAAUUUAUAUUGCCUUUAUAAAGGUGCCACUGGGUUUUAUCCACAAUAACAGGUUUGCUGUUAUAUUACUUUAGACUUAGAAAGAAUAUUAGUUUAAGCUGUUAAUAGUUUAGUGGAAUCCUGAUUCUGUGGACAUGUGAAAUACAUUCAGCAGAUGUGGCCAUGUAAAGUGUUAGGAUUGCUGCACCAGUUUCUUUAGCUUGUAGUGGCAGCAGAGUUUGUAUUGUAAACUUCUGGAUGCUUAUGGUAUUAAAGUUAUAUUAUUCUUC